Molecule: messenger RNA, 2351 nt
Organism: Pantherophis guttatus
Lineage: Eukaryota; Metazoa; Chordata; Lepidosauria; Squamata; Colubridae
Gene: MCMBP
Product: minichromosome maintenance complex binding protein
Biological process (GO): DNA-templated DNA replication
Molecular function (GO): chromatin binding
Source: RefSeq, a predicted model, not a curated record
UGAAGUCAGGCUUGAAGUCCGCUCCGGCCUGGCUUUGCGCCGCUUUCAGCCCAGCUUGGAACGCCCGACCCGCCCGCUAUCUUAAAAGCGCUCUCCGCCCGGCGCGUAAGCCUCCGGAAAAGCAGGUCCUCUGAAGGGAGACCUCUCUCCGGCGUGUCUCUCCUGGCCUUUUAAACGCGUCGAAGAACCGAAAAGAUGCCGUGUGUGGCGGACUGGCUGAACUGCCCUCUCAGUAUCGUGCAGGGCAUUUUCGCUCAGAAUAGUCUAAAUCUUGAAUGGGAAAGGAAAGUAACAGAGUACUUCAAAGAGAAAUUAAAAGAAAAUAAUGCAACUAACUGGGUACCAUCAUUGAAUGAUGUUCCUUUACAUUAUCUGAAGCCAAAUAGCUUAGUAAAAUUUCGCUGUAUGGUUCAAGAUAUGUUUGAUCCUGAAUUUUAUAUGAACGUUUAUGAAACUAUUGAUACAGUUACUAAAUCACGUGUUAUGCAUUUUGGAAAAUACAGAGAUGUAGCAGAAUGUGGGCCUCAUCAAGAAAUAGAUUUAAAUCCUAAACAAAUCGUAACUGCAGAUAGACAGACUUUUUAUUGUGUUCCAGUGCCAGGAGAAUCAGCGUGGGUAAAAGAAGCUUAUAAUAGUGCAAGUCAAGCUCGGGUUUGUCCAUCAACAUCAUACACACCAAGUCGCCAUAAGAGGAGUUAUGAGGAUGAUGAAGACAUGGAGUUGCAUCCAUCAAAACAAAGAGAACAGCACCUCGGAAAUGUGCCCGAUAUCCAGGGGAGUGGAGAGCCAAAGCGAUUAGAAACAGAAGCUUCUGCAAGGCAUCAGAUGAUUUCCUUAAACUGUUCAUCUCCACUAGAUCUGAAUUUUCCACUCCCAGGAGAAAAGGGCCCUGCAUGUCUUGUGAAGAUAUAUGAAAAUGGGGACAAUUUCAAAGUCAAUGAUAUUCUUGAGGUGUAUGGGAUUUUGUCUGUCGAUCCUGUCCUGAACAUGCUGAACAAUGAAGAAAGGGAGAAUUCCUCCUCUCCAGUGGAGUCUAUGGAUUGUAUGGAUACUGUGGAAGAACAGAGAGUUCAUAGUCCUCCAGCAUCAUUAGUUCCCAGAAUCCAUGUAAUUCUGGCACAGAAACUUCAGCACAUAAAUCCAUUGUUGCCUGCUUGCCUUAAUGAAGAAGAAAGCAAGAGCUUUGUCUCUAGUUUUAUGUCUGAACUAUCACCAGUUAGAGCAGAGCUUCUUGGCUUCCUCAGUCAUGCCUUUUUGGGAGACAGCUUGGCUGCUGAAUACGUUAUAUUACACCUCAUUUCCACAGUCUAUGCGAGAAGAGAUGUCCUUCCUCUAGGAAAAUUCACCCUGAAUUUAAGUGGCUGUCCAAGAAACAGUGUCUUCACAGAGCAUGUAUACCGUAUUAUUCAGCAGCUUGUUCCUGCAACGUAUCGCUUACAGAUGACCAUAGAGAAUAUGAACAGCUUAAAGUUUAACCCACACAAGGACUACACAGCUAAUCGCUUAGUCAGUGGAAUACUACAGCUGGCCAACAGUACCUCUUUUGUCAUAGAUGAAACCUUGCUAGAGCAAGGACAGCUUGACACAAAAGGUGUACACAAUGUAAAAGCCCUGGGCCACUUGAUAACUUGGCAGAAAGUGGAUUAUGACUUCAGUUACCAUCAGAUGGAAUUCCCAUGCAACAUUAAUGUUCUUAUCACUUCAGAGGGCAGAUCACUCCUACCGUCAGAUUGCCAAGUCCAUCUACAGCCGGAGCUCCUUCCCCCUAAUAUGGAGGAGCACAUGAACAGCCUUCUCACAGCUGUGCUGCCAUCAAUCCUCAACAAGUUCCGCAUCUAUCUAAGUUUGUUGAGACUGCUGGAUUAUAGCAUAUCGGAUGAAGUCACAAAGGCAGUAGAAGAUGAUUUUGUAGAAAUGCGUAAAAAUGAUCCUGAGAGUAUAACAGCAGAUGAUCUUCACAGAACUCUACUGGUAGCAAGGUUCCUUUCUCUCAGUGCUGGGCAGACAACACUAUCAAGAGAGAGGUGGCUAAGAGCAAAGCAAUUGGAGGCAUUACGUAAAGCCAGAUUACAACCGCAAAAAUCUGUAAAUGGAAAUGAACUUUAGGACAACAGUACCCAUGUUCAUUAAGACUGUAAACAUGCCUAAUAUUUGUAGAACUGAUAUGAACAGAGCUUAUGUUUAUACCGGGUUUUGUAGAUAAUUUAUAUCAAAAGUUAUGGUUCUUUUCUCAAAUGAACCCAAUUUAUGGUGUUCAGAUUAACACUGAUAAAUUUUGGAGCUCGUUUUGUAACCAAAUUAGCAACUAUGGAAAAUCUGUUUGAUAUUAAAGAUUUACUAUAAAAAUGUCA